GCGAUUUGUGGCGCCGGGUUUAUACAAGUUACAGGCAUAUUGACAUUUAUAGCUACGGAUGCCUUGUGGACAAAAUGCUGAUUACUCAUAAUAUGACAAAUAUCGAUUAACUUCGUCUCAAAUGUCGAGCAAUGAUUGAUCCUGACCGUUUUAACGCGUGGAUAUCUGCUGCAGUUCAUCGUGGGGUUAAACAUCUUGAUUUAAACAUCUCCCCAGGCAAGUUCACUACUCGGCCGGCUGUUCUAUUUACUUGCAGGACAUUGGUUACUUUGAAACUGUGUAUGGAAUUUGAUUUUGUUUUGGAUGUUCCCAAGGGUGCUCACUUCCCGAAUCUAAAGACUAUUUAUCUUGAGGAAGUUAAUUUUUUGAAUGAUGAUUCAGUUAAAAGUCUAUUAUCCGGCUGCACCAGUCUUGAAGAUUUGGUGAUAGAGAAAUUUCUCAUGAGCAAUAUAAGCAACUUCAAUAUUUCACAUCAUUUGCUCAAGAGAUUGACUCUACUUUACACCUAUCAAAGUGACUAUGGUUGGAUAACGAUCGAUGCCCCAAAUCUAGUCUACCUGGAGUACGACGACGAAUUAGUAGCAGGGUAUUCACUGCAGAAUCUGCAAUCUCUUGUCAAAGCUGAUAUCGAUAUAUCCAACAGUCUUGAAAUUGAUGGAUCUACUUUUUUUAGAGGGAUUUGUAAUGUUCGUUCACUUAUUCUGUCGGAUACUUCUCUCGAGCUUCUUUUAAGCUGUGAACCGCUUCCUGUUUUUGCUAACUUGGUCAAAUUGAAGAUACAUUGUUCUAAUGAUCUACGCCCAUACUAUGAUCAAUGGGAAAAGGGACUUGAAACUUUACUCUCAAGUUUGCCUGAACUAGAAAAACUUGAGUUUAAUCAGGAAGCUCUCAUCUCUCUGCCAGAGAAAGUUCCUUCUUGCUUGUUGUCUAAACUCAAGUCCAUCAAAAUUUCAGGCUUUACAGAUGAAAGAGAUUGUAUUGGGAAGGCAAAGUAUUUCCUAAAGAAUGGUAGAGCUCUAGAGAAGUUGACUAUACGUACAGCAUUACGCUAUUCUGAAGAAAGAAAAUCGAAGAUAUCUAAAGUGUUGUCGGCUUCACCAUGGGAAUCAAAGCAUUUCUGCAUCUUUAUUUUUUGA
Molecule: messenger RNA, 1136 nt
Organism: Gossypium raimondii (Peruvian cotton)
Lineage: Eukaryota; Viridiplantae; Streptophyta; Magnoliopsida; Malvales; Malvaceae
Product: F-box/LRR-repeat protein At4g14096
Exons: 3
Coding region: 132-1136 (334 amino acids)
Source: RefSeq, a predicted model, not a curated record